AUGGACAACCACAGCGGCGCCAUCAAAAUUGCCAGCUGGUUCCUCCUGCUCACCUCCAUCUCCGUAGUCACCGUCUGCUCCCUCACCCGCUGGCGUCUCUUCCGAGAAAACCUCCUCCCUUUCGCCCUCCUCCUCAGCACCCUCAUAUCCUCAAUAAUCUCCGGCGCCUGCAUCUCCCUCUCGGCCACCCACGGCCUCGGCACCUCCCUAUCCCCCAGUACCUCCCUCCCAGGAAUCCAAAAAGCCCUCUACAUCUCCGACCUGUUCUACAUCCUCACCCUCGGGUUCGGCAAACUCGCCGUCGUCGCCUUCUUCCAUAUGCUCCUCUCCGGCACCGGCCAGAUCCAGAUAACCAUCCUCGUUCAGGGCUUUCUGAUCCUCUGGACCGCGAGCAUGUUCAUCGCUGCGUCGCUGCAAUGCAGACCCCCUGAAGUGUGGGAUUUGGUUUCAGGGAGGUGUAUACAUACCAGAAGUUUAUGGACCUACUCAUCAACAAGUAACAUCCUCAUCGAAACCCUCCUAAUCCUCGUCCCGAGUAUCAUCAUCUUCCGGCUACAUAUGCCUCUCCGGAAACGGGUGCUCGUGGUGGCGUGUUUUUCUUUUCGCGCAUUGGACAUCCUCGUCUCAUCCAUUCAACUCCACUACCUACAUGCAUUCGACUCCCAAACCCCAGUACCCGUCGAUCUCUGGCCGUGGGUGAUAUGCAGUCAGGUAUUGCAGACCACGACGAUUGUGUCCGCGUGUGUGCCGUAUCUGAGGGAGUUUUUGGAGGCGUUUCCGAGUGGGAUGUUGAGGCCGGCGGGGGAAGCUGGGAGUGGUGGGACGGGAGGGAAUGGGGGGAGUGCAAGUGGGGAGGGGGUGAAGGGAGGCCGGUAUCAGGUGUAUUUUUUGAGGCAGGGGCGGGAUGUGGAGUUGGAGGGGUGGGAGGGGAGGGGGGGGAUGAGUUUAUUCUCUAGAGAUUGA
Molecule: messenger RNA, 963 nt
Organism: Aspergillus ibericus CBS 121593
Lineage: Eukaryota; Fungi; Ascomycota; Eurotiomycetes; Eurotiales; Aspergillaceae
Exons: 4
Coding region: 1-963 (320 amino acids)
Source: RefSeq, a predicted model, not a curated record